ACUGGUUUGAGCUGGAAGGGACCUUAAAGCCCAUCAAUUUCUAACCACCUGCCAUGGGUAAUAGAUGCAAGGCAGAAGAUGCUGCUGGCUGUAAUAGAAUCAUCCAGGCUCUGGCUGACAAAUACCCACAAUUUAAAAACUGUGUCUGCACUAUAGAUGGUCCCUGUAGCAUCACAGCCGUGCUUGGGAAUCGAUGCAGCAUUGACAAAGAAUAUUUGGAAACUUCCCCAAGAUCAAAUGCUGAGCUGAGUUUUAGGCAGCACAGAAAGCUCCAAAGCCAAAGACACCCAGAUAAAUCAGAGAAGGAUUGUAUCAUUGCAAAACGGUUCUGUCAAGAGGAUCUGUACUGUUCUUCAGUGUAUAGGAGUUUCCAGCGAGCGUGCCGGGCAGAGGCAGCAAAAUGUAGGAUGGGCAGCCAGGAAUGUUUGUCGGCAUGGAAAGAACUGAGGAAAACUGUGCUGGGAGAAUGCAAGUGCUCGGAGCCACUUCAAAUGAGAUGCCUUAGAAUAUGGAAGGAAAUAUUUAGCAACCCUUGCUUGCAAUACUCUGAAGGGAACCAAGAUUCAGUAGCUAGUGAAAAUGGUGAUGAAGAUGACAAUGAUCGUGAUGAUCAUGAUAAAAAUCAGGAUACUGACUCAGACAAUAUUAGUAUGGAAACAAGGUUACAAUGGAGUUUAUCAGCUCUCUCCAAGCAAGCAUACACAGCAAACAGAUCCUGUUUGGAUGUGAACAUGGAGUGUGUUGAAGAUGAAGUAUGUAACAAACAGUUGUCCCUGUACCUUAAGGUCUGCUCAGUAAAUAAGAAGUGCAACAUGGAAGAAUGCCAAGCGGCAAUGAGGUUCUUCUAUCACAACAUGCCUUUUGAAGUUGCCCAAAUGAUGACAUUUUGUGACUGCAUCCAGACUGAUGAAGCCUGCCACAGAGCCAAAGAACUUCUGCAUGGCAAGCCCUGUGCAGUUCCUGCAGCUCCACUCCCAUCAUGUCUAAGUGUAAUUAACAUGUGUGAGGAAAAUGAAUUGUGCAGGAAAAAAUACAAAACUUUUUGGGCCAAAUGUUGGAGACACGUGACCAAAAGAUGCUAUGAUGAUGAAGCUUGUCUUGAAACUUUAAUCAAAGAUGACAUGCCCUGCUCUGCAAAUGCUGAUUGCAAAGCAGCCUACAUCAACAACUGGGGCACAAUUCUGCAUGUGGAGUGCACCUGUCAGAAUUCACCUCCGGCAGAACAGUCACUGUGCAAGCUCUUCCAUCACAUGCUUCACAGCCCAUCCUGCUUCAGUCAGCUACGUCAAAUUUCAGUUAAGAAAGGUUUUCAUUGGCUGAAUACAGAAAUACCAGGAAAAAAGCUUUCCAGAGCACAACUGCAUUCAUCUUCAACUAAUGAGCCUGCAGAACAAAACACGAGUCAAGAAGUCCCUCGCCAGAUCAUUCUUCUGAAACAUUUAUGGUCCAUUAUAAAAGUCACAGAUGAACUACUUUGUUGCUUAUGCUUUUUAAGGCUAUUCUUGAAAGCCAGCCUGUUGUACAUAUGUGCUAAUAAAACAUAUAUUAGAAAACUUACUUACUAUAAAUUAUGGAAUUUUGUAGUUGCGCAUUCAGAAGAUUUUUCUAUUUAUUAACACAUUAAAACUUUCACAAGCUUAAAAAAAAAAAAAGAACCAUAUUUUUGUGCAGAUUCAUAGAUCUGUCCUGAGCUAUACAUUUGCUAUAUCCUCAAACUCACGUGACUGAUAUUAAUGCUCUAUCAGCACGAGCCUGGCCUUGCAGCAUGCCUAGUGGGGCAAACUGCGAGAGCCACCCUACGUAUGUGAACUCAUCUGGCAGAAAGGAAAAAAAUCCACUCGGAAACAUUUCAGAGAGCAGUUAGAAAGCACAUAUGUGAGGGAUUAGUACUCUAUGUUCCCUCCAUGCACCUAACAGGAUAUCUGUGAGGGCGGCUGCAGUUUGAUUGUGGAGCACUCUGUGGGGUAGAGGGAGAGCAGGAUUACAGCCCCUGUCAGUGUGAAGAGGAAUUAAACUGGCUGCCUGAGUGGAUGUUUUGACCAGUACGUUGUUGCUGAAACUUGUUAUUCUUUCCCUUCUGAGAUGUUUCAGAAAGGCAUGAGAGAACUUCAUCAAAACAACAAUUGUAGAAAACAUUCUGUGAAUUCCCAGAGGCAAAAACCACUUGCUGGGGGAUGAAGUGAAAUGCCUAUUUCUUGAGAGAGCAGAUACAACCUCUCUCAUCAUCUCUGUUUCUAAUUCAUUGUCUCUAGGCCAUACCCAAAGUGCCUAAUUCUCCCUGUGCACUGUCCUGGGAGUCAUGGUCCCUAACUCACCAUUCUGGAUCCCACCUUGUGGCAGUGAGUUCUGAAUUUCUUCUUGUAGCUGAGUUGUUUCACUAGAUUUAAGCUUCUGUUUAUUAGCAAUUGGCUGUCUUUGUUGUGUUUUCAUAAAAAUCAGGUUCUGGUCAGCACAAGGUAACAGACUGGCAUUUCUUGUAUUGCUAUCACCACAAGCAGCGUAUGUCUUAUCUUUUGUUCAUGGUAACAUCCAGCAAAUUUUCUAACUAGCUCAUACUACGAUGUUAGGAACUCCUCAUAUGUGUGCUUAGAUACACAAACUCUCACACACAAAAGUAUGUAAAAUGCAUUUGAAAUUGGGAUAAGCAUGAGUUAUUCUGAAAGACUGCAAGAUAUUGAGUGGAUACGCAUUACCUGUGGAAUUUUACAGGCUCUUUUCGUUAGGACUAACUUUAAUGAUUAAUGAAAAAGUACAUUUCCUCCAUUACAAUAUGUAAAAUGUACAUGUAUCACAAUUCUUUUGAUUUAUGUUUCAUAGUGGCACUGUAUUCUGUCAAUUGUAUCUAGGCAUUAACUAUUAAAUAAAGGAAUCUAUGCUGUGAUAAUCUGUAUUCAGUUAUCAUGAUUAGACUUCAACUACUUCUUGAACAAAGAAGCAAUGUGCAAUAAAUAGCAUCGACUACACAAAUACAGUUAUAAUUCAGUCAGCAUUUUCUGAAGAACAGUAUCCCCAGUUUUGCCACUUUUGUGCCAAACAUGAUUAGGAAGCAUCCAACAAUAUCAUAUGCCCUGCAAAACAGUUUCAUGACAGAAUCACAGGGGCUGGAAGGGACCUCUGGAGAUCAUCUAGGCCAAACCCCUGCUAAAGCAGGUUCCCUACAGUAGGUUGCACAGGAAAGCAUCUGGGCAGGUCUUGAAGAAGUCAUAUCUUUUCUAACAGUCUGAAUUGAGACACCUGUACUAAAUGCCAGCUGAGGAAAAUUAAGUCCACAUUUAUAUCUCUUUGAUGACUCAGGAUUCCCAGGUCAUUUUGGGUAAGGACAUGAUUUGCCUUUCUUCCACUGAAGCUGGGACAUUGCACAGUAAAGAAAUGAAGAACAACUGGGUUAAAGAGAGAAAGCAUAAAUUUUAGUCUUAUUCUCAUUUGAAACAGGGAAUAUUGGAUCCCAGUUUUUGCUUUCAAUAUUGUUUAUGCAGUUUAUCUAAAGAUUGUUUCAAAUUAAACGUAAAGAGUCUUUUAGACAUACGCAAGAUUUGGUUCCUUGUGCAGUGCUGAAGUGCAGUGCAUUUCUCGUGUCUUGCCAUAGUGAGUCUUGAAUUCUUCAAAAGGAAGAUUUUCUUCAGCCACCCCACUUGCUUGUGUGGUGAAUUUACAUUGUAGAGGGACAGCCCUCUCAAGCUGAUGUGGGAAUAAAAACCUACUAACACGGAUGAUGGAUGCAAGCAGGACCAUCGCCAUCCCCAGCGUGGUGGCUUAGAAGAGUGAAGACCAUUCUGUUCUUUCAAAAAAUUACCAUGGGUAUCUUUCUUUGUUGGAUUCAAGCUGACAAAGACAAAUGUCUUCAGCUCAGGUUGAGGCCACUCAGUGCCAUGGGUUAGGAUGUUUACUGCAAAUUUUUCCGAGAAAAUUCCCCAGCCGACAUGCUGACAUUUCAGACCACAUGCUGAAGCUGUUCCAUUUCCCAUGAGCUGUGCAGAGGGUCUCUGACACCAUUUACAGGGCACAGAUUUCUACUCUGCAGGGGAACAUCUGAAACUGGAUGAAGCCUUAUUGAAGUUUUCAACUCCUACCUCUGUUACUGCCUGUAGCUUUUAAUGUUUAGUUAAUGGAGGGAAAAAAUGUUUUCCUAGCUAUUUAGAAGAGAUUUGUCAGCUAUAAAAGCACAUGGGGACAACUGAUAAAAAGGUAAUUCCAAGAAAAUGUACUUCAAAUAGAUUAUGAGGUAACAAAGUCAACACAGGCGAACAUGUCAGAGGGACAGCUUAUAUUUGCUAAUGCUGUAUGUGUGAGUUGCUUAAUCAGAGCUGCUGAAUCUGCCGUAAUAGAUGAGUGUAUCAGUUUUAGUAAACACCGAGACAGAUUUUGUUUCAUCUUUAACAUCACACAUUGCAAAGUCACAAAUGAAUAUAACAGGAGGGUACUUGUUGAUUUCUUAAACAUAUCACCUUUUUUACAUCAGCUCCAAGGGACUAAGUUGACUUUGGCUUUAUUCCUUCUGCCUGAGGUAACACUGUAGCACUGAAGACCAACACAAUGUUAGAGAAGAACCUUAGAGAAAAAUACUGUUCAAAAAGGUAUCUUAACAGAAAAAGAUUUAUCAGUAAGAACUGAAAGGAAGCCUGUCUUUCCUUCAGUUCUCCAGACUGAUUUUUACAUUUAUUCACUUCUGCAUACAUUUUGAAUCUAGAAACUAACAGUUAUACUGAAAACUUUACAUGAACAGGACAAUCUUUUAUUUUUAAAAAAGAACUUAUGGCAGUCUGAGAAAUCAUAUAAAAAUCAGUGUCACAGAAUCCCAAUUUUCAGACAUUUAGCAUUGUAUCUAAGCAAUAUUUCUACCACUUAAAAGUAACUCUGUGAAAAAAUAGGCAUAUCUUAUACAUUCACACUAAAUCCUUGGAUGAACAUUAUUUUAUUUCAACAGCACUAAUCCUAAACAUGGGAAUUUUACCUCACAGAUUUGCAGUCUUCAUUCUGUGACUCCUUAUUACAAUAAUAAAAGUUUUAUGAACUCAAAUGAUGCUAUUAAGAAAGGAAAAUUAGCCAAAGCUUCUCUGGACUUAUUCACAAGACCAGAACAUUCACUUCUUCAUCCCAUAAACUCUGGUUACACAUGAAAAUAAAACAUUAAAGUGCUGGUCCAGAGCCAAGUUGCCCAAAUACAUAAAAGCUGCAACUACAAAGCAAACUGUUGCUGGAAGACAUUAGCACUACCCAUGUAAGGGAUCCAUGACAUUGCUGUCCAGUGAAGAACAAUUAUGCCCAUUACUAGUGGAACUGAUCAACUUCUCCAAAAACAUGUACAAGCCAUGCCUUUAGAAUAGAGUAUCUUGACCUUCAAAGUGCCAGUAUUUGACUUUCUAGCUAUUGCCAACAACAUGGAAAGAAGAAAAACUAUUGUGGAAGUAUUAAAGAAAGUUCAGCGACGCAACGUAGGUCAUCUGUCAAACCUUCACAGGCUCAGAGCAGGCCACAGACCUAAGACUGCCCUGGAUAUUCCAGUUACAUACUCCAUGGCCCUAGAACAAGUAAAAUGAUCUCCACGUUAUUCCAGGAGAUCUUAGCAGUGAUUUCAAUACAGUGGACUACCAAAGAAGACAGUUUACAAAGAACAGAAAUAAAUAUCUAAUUUGGCUCUGGUGAGACUCACAGAGAGCAAUUGAUAUGUACUCCUUCUCUCCUCUGCAGGAUGCAAGAGUUUACGCUCUCCCCUUUUCAGCAUUUAUAUAGGAACAUCAGCAAAACAGACGGAGAGGCAGCAUGUCCCCACAUUCUAACCAUGUGAUCAUGAUAUUCAGCACUCUGUUGCUUUUUCUUUAUAGCUUUCAACAAACAUAUAAUAUUUAUAAUGACAUAGUAAUAGGGCCACAAAUAGGGAAUAGGGCCACACAACAGGGAAACAAAACACCUGCACUGAAGCAUUCCACAGGCAGAGAGUUACUUCAGGAUGAAGUGAACUCAAUGGGGGACCCUGAUGGGGACUAGAGGAGCAGCCACCACUGGUGGUCAAGGACUCCGAAUCGAAGCAUAAAGAUUUAGCAGGCCACAAGCAUUGGAAAGCAGUAGCACCAUCACACUGCAUGCUGCUUUUGUCAUAUUUCUGAAGGGAUGCAGUCUCAGCUGCUUUACUGUGUGCUGAACUCAGUGUUAUCUGUUUGGGUUAUGCAUGUUCAUGGCAUAACCACCAGAUUAGCCCUGGAUCUUAAGGGUGAUACCUGUCUAUUUUUUGAAGCCAAAGAGUAGGCAUUAAAAUGCUCUGCACAGUCAAAGUGAUGCCAGCCCAGGAAAGCACAGCAGCAGAACAUUUUGUGCCCAACAAACUUUAGCAGCAUAAACAUGAGAUGUCUAAUGAUUCUCAGUCACACUAUAAGCCAAGAGGGAUUUUGUGGGGAUUGCUCACCUGGACCCAGGCUUAGAUUCAUCCCAGGUGGCAUUUUUGGCACAUAAGCAUUCAUUAUUUUUUAAUCUGGCUUACGUUUCUUUCUCCUUUAAAACGAUCCUGACAAUCUUUAUGUCUGUGACCUCCACCCUCGAUUACUAUAACUCACUAUGUGGUUGAAGAUGAACGUGUGGGUAAAGUACAGGCUCCAGAUGUGACUGCUCAUCUUUUCCAAUGCUCACAUCAUUAAAGAGCAAAAGACCUGCAUUUAAGAUUCUUCAUAAGCUCCCAGCUAGUUUCUAAAGCAAAACCCAUAAAGAACUGAGGCAUUUUAGGUUUUUCAUCCCCACAGUGUAAUAGGUACCCUGUUUCAGUGCACAGGGAGAGUUCAGAGCCUUAGAACUCCGAACCAGGCAGCCUGGAUGCUGAAAAGCCUACGAUGCACACUAAGACAUAUCUGCAAACCUCCAGAGUUUGAAGGUCUCUUAGAACCAAAGUCAGGAAUCCUUCAGGGUAGGUAUGACAUAGACGUCUAGAACUUUCAGAGAACUGAGCAGAGAUAGGUUUUCUAAUCUAUACUCUACAUUCUACACAGAAGUUACAGUAGUAGUGUAACCAACCACUUUUAUCUAAGAAAUUUGUAGUUGGUUAGUUACUAAAAAAGUGCACAAUUCACUUCCCAAACUGGCCUAUAGUUAAUGAUCUCAUCAUCUUGAAAGAAAAAAACAACGCUUUUUCUGCUUUUUUUUUCUCAUCAUUUUUCUGGUCUCAGGAAUCUUGAAUUCCUUCCUAGACAGUGACAAAACUUUAUCCAGAUUGAUUAGAAAGUACAUUCUUCUUCAGUUCUGUAUGUAUCCCAAUGGUUAGAUUCACAGGUAAGGGCAUCCCCAAACAAAGUGUACUUGAAUCUCCUCAGUCUGAGCAGCAAGCUCAUCUCUCAUCAGUGGUUUAGUCUGAAGUUCAGGCCAAUUUUUAAAAGCAGCGUGCAGAACAACUAUUGUUUUUUCCGAAGAGUGACUUACACUCUUUGAGAAGCUCAGUCUUGCUCACAGGAUCUUGGAUGGAAGAACACUUAUCAGUCUCUGCAUUAGAACUGGACACUUUAGCUUAAAAUGACCUAAUUCUGUGUAUACAUAGAAACAAACUGAAAGGGUAAAUUUUGUUGUUAAAAACAUUGUUAAGUAUUAAUUAUCACAUCAUCUUCAGAGG
Numida meleagris (helmeted guineafowl) is the source of this 7588-nucleotide messenger RNA. It is a transcript of the gene GFRAL, whose product is annotated as GDNF family receptor alpha like. NCBI's taxonomy places the organism in Eukaryota, Metazoa, Chordata, Aves, Galliformes, Numididae. The coding region runs from base 54 to 1616 and encodes 520 amino acids. Gene Ontology annotation, molecular function: signaling receptor activity. The transcript is spliced from 8 exons. Gene Ontology annotation, cellular component: external side of plasma membrane; signaling receptor complex. The record is from RefSeq and is a predicted model, not a curated record. Gene Ontology annotation, biological process: nervous system development.